Galleria mellonella (greater wax moth) is the source of this 2263-nucleotide messenger RNA. RefSeq names its product importin subunit alpha-1-like. Gene Ontology annotation, biological process: NLS-bearing protein import into nucleus. Lineage: Eukaryota; Metazoa; Arthropoda; Insecta; Lepidoptera; Pyralidae. Gene Ontology annotation, cellular component: cytoplasm; nucleus. The transcript is spliced from 11 exons. Gene Ontology annotation, molecular function: nuclear import signal receptor activity; protein binding. The record is from RefSeq and is a predicted model, not a curated record. The coding region runs from base 152 to 1681 and encodes 509 amino acids.
AAUUUAGUUGGCAAUGGUAACUCUACUUCAUCUAUGUACUUUUUGUUCAUAUCACAAUCCGUUACGCAUUUGAAAAUUAAAUUGCAUUGAAAAUUACUAUUUUUCUUUACAUUUAUUUUUCGUGUUUGAAAAUAUAAUUUAUUUAUUCGUAAUGGCAGAAACGAACCACAAUUCAAGAUUGUUAUCUUACAAAAAUGCUGGCCAAGGGACAACAGAUCUUCGACGCAAACGGGCAGAGCUCAGUGUUGCAUUGCGGAAGCAAGCUCGUGAUGAGCAGUUGCUUAAGCGCAGGGCCUUGUCUCCGGAGACAGAAGAUGUACCUGAUGAAGGAGAGAAGCAAAUGUCUCCAGCAGAGAUUGUACAGGGCCUGAAGUCUCAGGAUUUGUCGGUGAAGACAGCGAGUGCUCGCGCCGCCCGCCGCAUGCUGUCAAAGGAGCAAAACCCACCCAUUUCAAUAAUGGUGAACGCUGGAAUCAUAAAACCCUUAAUUGAUGUAUUGGACAGAGAUGAUUGUAGCGACCUACAGUUUGAGGCUGCAUGGGCUCUGACCAACAUAGCAUCGGGCACCCACGACCACACUAUGGCUGUUAUUGAUGCGGGCGCGAUCCCGCCGCUGGUGUCGCUGCUGGGCCGCGGCGGCACGGUGGGCGAGCAGAGCGCGUGGGCGCUGGGCAACAUCGCGGGCGACGGCGCCGCGCCGCGCGACGCCGUGCUGGCGCACGCCGCGCUGCCCGCGCUGCUGCCGCUGCUGCGCCCGCGCACGCCGCCCGCGCAGCUGCGCACCGCCGUCUGGACCUACAGCAACCUCUGCAGAAAUAAGAAUCCUCUUGUAAAAUUCGAAUUGGUCUCGCCAGCACUCAUAUACAUCUCAGAUCUUCUCGAAGUAAGCGACCAAGAUAUCCUAGCUGACGCGUGCUGGGCUAUGUCGUACCUGACGGAUGGGCCCAACGAUAGAAUCGAGGGCGUUCAGACCACUGUGGGCAUGCUUCCGCGUCUCAUUGCCCUGCUGGGACACAAGUCGCCUACAGUUAGAACGCCAGCGCUCAGGACCAUUGGAAAUAUGCUGACUGGAUCUGAUGAGCAGACGGAUCGCUGCCUAGAAGCGGGCUGCCUAGACCACAUCGUUACACUGCUGCGCUGCGGGAAGCCGUCCCUCAUGAAGGAGGCGGCCUGGGCCGUCUCCAACAUUCUGGCCGGCACUACUAGCCAAAUACAACAGGCCAUCGACAAGGGCAUACUGAUUCAUCUACUAGAAGUGUUGUCCUUCCAAGAUAUUAAGUGCCAGAAGGAGGCAGCGUGGGCCAUCACGAACUUGUGCCUGGGCGGCACUCCGAUGCAGCUGGACGCGCUACUGGCGGCGGGCUUCCUGCAGCCGUACUGCAACCUGCUGGCCUCGCCCGACCACCGCGCAAUUACCGUCGUGCUCGACGGCCUCACCAACCUACUGCAGGCCGCCGCGAAAUUUGGCCAAGUGGAGCCUCUCUGUAUAAAGUUAGAGGAGAUCGGCGCCCUGGACCAACUAGAAGCUUUGCAGCAACACGAAAACGAUUCGGUAUAUAAGAAAACUCUACACAUCUUGGAUACGUACUUUGCGGAACAAGACGAUGUGGUCGCAAUGCCAGCGGAAACGAACAACGAGUACCAAUUUGGAACUUCGGAAACCCCAAACAUGAACUUCUAAAUAGUAGACUGUAGUCUAAGAACAAUUUUGAAAAUUGAUUAAUAAGAACUUAUUUACGGAAAGGCGGGGUUUAGCGCGAGGUAUUAGUGCGAGGCACAAAGCAAACAGAAAAAAACAUUCCCUGUAUAUGCAUUCCUGUGAAAAUUUAUAAAUAUGCAUAAUUUUGUGUGUGUAGGUAACUAUACUACACACAUCAAUAAACUAAGCUGUAAUUUCUACUGCAAUAAUGCAUAAUGGGACACAAUUUGCACAAACCCGCUAUGUAAAUUCUGCCUAUCCCUAAACAAAGUAUAGGUAAGUAGAUCUGUCAAUAUUUAAGCAAUUGUGCCUUUAUAUCAUGAAUUAAUAAACAUUUUUUAGCUAUCUUAGGUGUAUAUAAAACAUCACAUUGAAUACUGCAUAUCAUUUGUUAUACCAAUAGUCAUCUUUCACUUUCCCAUUGUUAAGUGUGAUGCCUUGUAUGCCUUUUAUUCUCCAUCUGGAUUAUGUAAGUCAUUUUCUAAAAAUACUACAUUUAGAAGUACACCAAUGAAAUAAUCUUAGUAAUGGAGUCGAUUGUGAGGAAUUAUUUUCUAAAUUAAU